This is a messenger RNA of Bactrocera dorsalis (oriental fruit fly), 862 nucleotides long. RefSeq names its product ribonuclease P/MRP protein subunit POP5 (gene Pop5). NCBI's taxonomy places the organism in Eukaryota, Metazoa, Arthropoda, Insecta, Diptera, Tephritidae. The transcript has 5 exons. Bases 362 to 799 code for a protein of 145 amino acids. Gene Ontology annotation, biological process: tRNA 5'-leader removal. Gene Ontology annotation, cellular component: ribonuclease P complex. The record is from RefSeq and is a predicted model, not a curated record. Gene Ontology annotation, molecular function: ribonuclease P RNA binding.
UGCAGAUCACCUUCUCUGAAAGUCUGCUCACCAUCAACUCUACUGCAAAGUAACUUUGUGGUAUGCCGUGUGUUGCUAGUGCUCCAAGGACUACGGUGUUCCUCUAGAGUACACUCUUUUAAACAAUCAUUGGAGGAGAUGGGGGCCGAUUGAGCCAAAUCGACUGGUGUUUAGUUUCCUUCUUUUCUUGUAAGACUGGCCAUGAACUUUGAAAGACUAAAUUUGGUCUGAAGCUACAUUCUUCAAAGCCCAAAUAAGAUUCUUGUAAUUUCAAAUCUGGCAACCCCCAUUAUCUGACUACGAACAGCUGAUUUAUGUUUAUGUUCGAAAAUCAACAAAUCAACGUGAUAUUCUAACAAAAAUGGUGCGGAUCAAAAAUCGUUAUGUAGUCGUCAGGAUAGUGCCUGAGAAACCGACGAAUAUAUUAAAAAUUGACGAUGCCGUACUAGCAAAAUCCGUGCUACGCAAUGUGAAAAAAUACUACGGCGACUAUGGACUGGGUACUGUGGAGCAUGGUUUUCGCGUGAAAUACUGUAAUGAACGCACAAAAAUAGCAAUAAUGAGAUGCCUACAUCGAUCACAUCGUACGUUGACUAGUACGUUGCCCUUGAUAACUAUGAUCGGAGAUGUGCGUGCAAAAUUCCAUACGCUCUAUGUCGGUGCUACUAUAAUACAUUGCAACAAGUUCAUAAUAAAUCACCAGCAAAGAUUUUUGGACGAAAUGGUGGGUCAAAUCGCGUCUGCGAAGGAACGCAAGGACUUCAUCAAACGUGUUAUGGAAUUCGAUCUAGAGCAAUAGCAACGUUGCGUUUCAAUAGGAAUUUACAUUUUAUCGUAGAGUAAAUAAAUUUAAUUUUUUAUA